GCCAAUGUUUUCAACAUGUAUGCAAAGAAACAAUCAUGUGUCUAUUAAUAGAAAGAACAUGAUGACUGCAUCAUUGCAUGCUCUCUCUCAUUUUGAAUUCCCUAUAAGAACAGAAAAGGUAUCUCACUUUGUUCCAAUCCAGAACCAACCAAGAGCACCAACUUCUGAGCUUCUUAGAGUCUGUGUUUAGACUUAUUGCUCCAAUGGAGAAACAAUCAAGUCAAUUUAUUGCAGAAGCAACCACCACCCAAAACAUGGAAGUAGAAGCUGAUGAAGAAUGCAAUCCACUAAACCAGCCACUCCUCAAGAGAAGCCAAACGCUUUCCUCCAAUCCACUGGCCAUGGUUGGAGCCAAAGUUUCCUAUAUAGAAAGCUUGGACUAUGAGAUCAAUGAGAAUGACCUAUUCAAGCAUGACUGGAGAAGCAGAUCUAAAGUCCAAGUAUUGCAGUAUGUAUUCUUGAAAUGGACACUUGCAUUCCUUGUUGGACUUCUUACUGGUUUAAUUGCCACCCUCAUCAAUCUUGCGAUUGAGAACAUUGCUGGCUACAAGCUUCUUUUCAUUGUCCACUUGAUCCAGAAGAAAAGGUUUUUUAUGGGAUUCAUCUAUUUCACUGGGGCUAAUUUACUUCUGACAAUGGUUGCUGCUGCUCUCUGCGUCUGUUUCGCGCCAACAGCAGCUGGGCCUGGGAUACCUGAAAUCAAAGCUUAUCUUAAUGGAGUUGAUACUCCCAACAUGUUUGGAGCUAUAACAUUGAUUGUCAAGGUGUUGUCGAUAAUUGGAAGUAUUGGAGCUGUCUCUGCUGGACUAGAUUUAGGGAAAGAAGGGCCUUUGGUACACAUUGGCAGCUGCAUUGCCUCCUUACUAGGCCAAGGGGGGCCUAAUAAUUACCGGCUUAAAUGGCACUGGCUUCGCUACUUCAACAAUGACAGGGACCGCCGUGAUCUAAUUACCUGUGGUGCUUCCUCAGGAGUUUGUGCAGCUUUUCGAGCCCCAGUGGGUGGUGUCCUCUUUUCUCUUGAAGAGGUUGCUACAUGGUGGAGGAGUGCCCUCCUCUGGAGAACAUUCUUCAGCACUGCUGUUGUGGUGGUGGUGCUCAGGGCCUUUAUUGAAAUAUGCAAUUCUGGGGAAUGUGGACUUUUCGGGUCAGGAGGGCUUGUUAUGUUUGAUGUGAGUAAUGUUACUAUUAAGUACCAUUUGAUGGAUAUCAUCCCAGUUAAUGUAAUUGGCAUUAUUGGUGGAGUUUUGGGAAGCCUUUACAACUAUUUUCUUCACAAGGUCCUCAGACUCUACAAUCUCAUCAAUCAGAAGGGAAGAAUCCAUAAGCUCCUUCUCAGCCUCACUGUCUCACUUUUCACCUCAGCUUGUCAAUAUGGUCUCCCUUUUCUAGUAAAAUGCAGGCCUUGUGAUUCCUCCCUUUCAGAAACUGAAUGCCCCACCAAUGGAAGGUCAGGCAACUUCAAGCAUUUUAAUUGCCCUGAUGGUUACUACAAUGAUCUAGCCACUCUAUUUCUUACCACCAAUGAUGAUGCUGUCCAAAACAUCUUUUCCACAAACACUCCUUAUGAAUAUCAAACCUCCUCUCUCCUAAUCCUCUUUGCACUCUAUUGCAUCUUAGGACUGUUUACCUUUGGCAUUGCUGUCCCUUCUGGACUCUUCCUCCCAAUCAUCCUCAUGGGCUCAGGUUAUGGCCGCCUACUAGGUCUUGCCAUGGGGUCUUAUUCAAAUAUUGACCGGGGGCUUUUUGCUGUGCUUGGUGCAGCCUCGCUUAUGGCUGGCUCAAUGAGGAUGACUGUUUCCUGUGUAAUAUUCCUUGAACUCACCAAUAACCUUCUAUUACUACCCAUAACAAUGGUUGUCCUCCUAAUUGCCAAAACUGUUGGAGACAGUUUCAAUCCAAGCAUCUAUGAAAUUAUACUACACCUAAAAGGCCUGCCUUUCUUGGAUGCACAUCCAGAACAAUGGAUGAGAAACCUCACAGUUGGUGAGCUUGCUGAUGCAAAGCCACCAGUAGUCAAUCUCCAUGGAGUGGAAAAGGUGGCCCGAAUCGUGGAUGUACUGAGAAAUACUACACACAAUGGUUUCCCUGUUGUAGAUGAUGGCGUGGUGCCACCAUUGGGAAUAGCCACUGAGGCAACAGAAGUACAUGGUAUAAUCCUAAGAGCUCACCUUCUUCAAGCUCUAAAGAAAAAAUGGUUCUUGAGAGAGAAAAGGAGAACAGAGGAGUGGGAAGUGAGAGAGAAAUUUAACUGGGUUGAUCUGGCUGAGAGGGAAGGAAGUAUUGAAGUGGCUGUGACAAGUGAUGAAAUGGACAUGUACAUCGAUCUGCAUCCUCUCACCAAUACAACGCCUUACACAGUGUUGGAAAGCAUGUCAGUGGCAAAAGCUAUGGUGCUUUUCAGGCAGGUGGGACUCCGCCAUUUGCUCAUUGUACCUAAGUAUGUAGCAGCCGGGGUACCUCCUCUUGUAGGGAUCUUGACCCGGCAGGACUUAAUGCCCUACAACAUAUUGACUGCAUUUCCCCAUUUGGCAAGAACAACGAGUGGAGAAAAGGGGAACUGAGUCUCUCAUAAUACAAAUGGCACUAGCACAUUUCUGGAAGCAACACAUCUCUUCCUGUUUCUAUUAUUUUUUUUUUACAACUUAUGAUUUUAUUAUCAAAUUCUAAGAGCAUCUCCAGCAGAUUAGGCAAAUUUCUGUACUGUUUGGAAAAUGAACAGUGACUUUUACCUUUUAACUACUCACAUUUUCAAAUACACUUUCCAACAAAUUCUCUAUCUCAUUUA
This is a messenger RNA of Quercus robur (English oak), 2785 nucleotides long. RefSeq names its product chloride channel protein CLC-b-like. The record is from RefSeq and is a predicted model, not a curated record. Gene Ontology annotation, molecular function: nitrate:proton symporter activity; voltage-gated chloride channel activity. Lineage: Eukaryota; Viridiplantae; Streptophyta; Magnoliopsida; Fagales; Fagaceae. Gene Ontology annotation, biological process: chloride transport; transmembrane transport. Gene Ontology annotation, cellular component: intracellular membrane-bounded organelle; plant-type vacuole membrane.